Molecule: messenger RNA, 1008 nt
Organism: Anopheles moucheti
Lineage: Eukaryota; Metazoa; Arthropoda; Insecta; Diptera; Culicidae
Gene: twz
Product: BTB/POZ domain-containing protein Tiwaz
Exons: 3
Coding region: 10-1008 (332 amino acids)
Biological process (GO): protein homooligomerization
Molecular function (GO): protein binding
Source: RefSeq, a predicted model, not a curated record
AACAGCGAUAUGGAGCGGGACCGUGAUCGUGACCGCGAUCGCGAACGUGAUCGCGCAGCGGAACGGGACGUGAAACCGCUCGAGCCUCGCGACCUGUCCGCGACGCGCCUCUUCACAGCGACGCAGAUCAAAAUCAGCACCUCGCCCACCACAUCGCCGACCAUUUCCAACUCGUCCUCGCCCACACCCACCCCACCGAUACCGGCCGUCUCGCCGGCAGUGACCGGCGUUGGCAGUGGGUACCAUCAUUCGAACCACAAGCAGAUUACCGGCAUACCGUGUGUGGCUGCAGCAUCCAAGUACACCGCACCGGUGCACAUCGAUGUUGGUGGUACGAUCUACACCAGCUCGCUGGAAACAUUAACCAAAUAUCCCGACUCGCGGCUAGCCAAGCUGUUUAAUGGCUGCAUCCCGAUCGUGCUGGAUUCGCUCAAGCAACACUAUUUCAUUGAUCGCGAUGGAGGCAUGUUUCGCCAUAUACUUAACUUUAUGCGCAACUCGAAAUUGUUGGUGUCGGAAGACUUCCCGGAUCUGGAGCUGUUGCUGGAAGAGGCCAAAUAUUUCGAUAUUGUUCCUAUGAUCAAACAGAUCGAACAUCUGAAGAAAGAGCGUCAGCGUAGCGGGAACGGUAUCCCACCGUUCGGGGGCAAUCGGAGUAAAUGCAAGGGUGGCGUACAGACGGACACUACCAACCACGAUGUGGUGGCGCUGCACAUUUCCCCGGACCUGGGCGAACGCAUACUGAUCUCGGCCGAGCGGGCCGUGCUGGACGAAGUGUUUCCCGAGACGAACCAGGCGAUCCUGGACGCACGGACCGGUGCCGCCUGGAAUCAGUUCGACGGCCGACAGGUGAUACGGUUUCCGCUGAACGGGUACUGCAAGCUCAACUCCAUCCAGGUGCUGACGCGGCUGCUAAAUGCGGGCUUCAGCGUCGAGGCCAGCACCGGCGGCGGUGUCGAGACGCAACAGUUCUCCGAGUAUUUGCUGAUCCGCAAAUGUGCGAUGUGA